AUGUUGCAGAAAACAUCAGUUAUUGAAUCUUCUACUCAUGCAUUAAUCUCUGUUAUUCCAAAUUGUAUUAAUUUUCCAGAGAACCAUUGCAUAUGUGAUAAAUAUGAGAAGGUCUUGGAUCACGGCACAAAGCAUAUUUUCCAUGAUCAUGUGAAUAUCCAAGAGAGGCCAUUUCAAUGUAAUGAGCUUGGCAACGGUAUUCAUGAAUCUUCUGAGAGUACAUGCUAUGACAGAAAUGACAUUGCAGAAAAGUACAAGAACGGAUUUCUUAACCACAGAGAGGCCUCUGUUGAAUCAUUAGAUACAAAUAGACAUGCAAGUGGGAACACUGGAGAAGAACCUUACAAAUACAAAGAAUGUAUAAACUCUUUAGAUUUUUGUUCUAUCAUUAGUCAAAAUCAGAUAAUCCACACAGCAACAAAAGAACAGAAAAAUACAGAAUAUGAUCAAUCUUUUGACCCUGAACAUAUACUCACACUGAAACGAGCCGGUAGUGUAAAGAAACCACAGCAAUGCAAGAAAUGUGGACAAAGUUUCAAGAUGUACUCAAGUUUCAGUAGACAUCAGAGAGCUCAUACUAAAGAGAAAUCCUAUAAAUGUACAAAAUGUAAUAAAUCCUUUCUGCAUUUGUCCCAACUCAAAGUGCAUUACAAGAUCCAUUCUAGAGAAAAACCCUACAGAUGUACAGAAUGUGGUAAGAGCUUUUUUCAUACAUCAGACUUAAAAAAGCAUUACAGCUUCCACACUGGAGGGAAUACUUACAAAUAUAAUGAUUUUGGCAAAUCUUUUAUCUGCUGCUCAGGUCUUACAGAACAUCAGAAAACUCAUGGAGGAGAGAGACUUUCUGGAUGUAAAAAAGCUACUAGCACAUUCUAUACAGGGUUACACCUCCAAUACCAUUGUAGAAUCUAUACAGGAGAGAAAUUUUUCAUAUGUAAUGAAUGUGGCAAAUCCCUUUGCACGUAUCCAGGUCUUAAAAGACAUCAGAGAAUUCACACAGGGGAAAAACCUUACAAAUGUAAUGAAUGUGAAAAAUCCUUUACCCAGGAAGGCAGUCUUAGAACUCAUCACAGAAUACAUACAAGAGAGAAACCUUUCAAGUGUAGUGAAUGUGACAGAUGCUUUGCCAGGAAAUCCUAUCUUAGAACUCAUCAGAGAAUACAUACAGGAGAGAAGCCUUAUAAAUGUAGUGAAUGUGACAAAUCAUUUACCCAGAAAAGCAAUCUUAUAACUCAUCAAAGAAUCCACACAGGAGAGAAACCUUACAAGUGUAGUGAAUGUGACAAACUCUUUACCUACAGCUCUCAUCUUAGAAGACAUCAGAGAAUUCAUACAGGAGAGAAGCCUUACAAAUGCAGUGAGUGUGAGAAAUCCUUUACCAAUGGCACAGAACUUAGAAGACAUCAGAAAGUUCAUACAGGAGUUAAACCGUAUAAAUGUGAUGAAUGUGACAAAUACUUUACCCAGAAAGGCAGUCUUAGAACUCAUCAGAGAAUUCAUACAGGAGAGAAACCUUACCAGUGUAGUGAAUGUGACAAAUCCUUUAUCAGGAAAGUCCAUCUUAGAAUUCAUCAGAGAAUACAUACCGGAGAGAAACCUUACCAGUGUAAUGAUUGUAACAGAUCCUUUACCCAGAAAUUUAAUCUUAGAAUUCAUCAGAGAAUUCAUUCAGGAGAAAAACCUUACCAGUGUAAUGAGUGUGACAAAUCCUUUACCCUGAAAUUUAAUCUUAGAACUCAUCAGAGAAUUCAUUCAGGAGAAAAACCUUACAAAUGUAGUCAGUGCGAGAAGUCUUUUAUCCAGAAAAUCAGCCUUAGAAUACAUCAAAGAAUUCAUACGACAGAAGCCUUACAAAUGUAA
Molecule: messenger RNA, 1860 nt
Organism: Onychomys torridus (southern grasshopper mouse)
Lineage: Eukaryota; Metazoa; Chordata; Mammalia; Rodentia; Cricetidae
Product: zinc finger protein 260-like
Exons: 1
Coding region: 1-1860 (619 amino acids)
Source: RefSeq, a predicted model, not a curated record